Drechmeria coniospora is the source of this 3006-nucleotide messenger RNA. RefSeq names its product Transcription factor. Lineage: Eukaryota; Fungi; Ascomycota; Sordariomycetes; Hypocreales; Ophiocordycipitaceae. Gene Ontology annotation, molecular function: RNA polymerase II cis-regulatory region sequence-specific DNA binding; DNA-binding transcription factor activity, RNA polymerase II-specific; zinc ion binding. Gene Ontology annotation, cellular component: chromatin. The coding region runs from base 1 to 3006 and encodes 1001 amino acids. The record is from RefSeq and is a predicted model, not a curated record. Gene Ontology annotation, biological process: DNA-templated transcription; regulation of transcription by RNA polymerase II. The transcript has 6 exons.
AUGGCCAGCCUCAGAAAUAUCAUGAACGUCGACGACGAUCAUGUUGAAUCGCACUCCUUAAAGCCGAGAGAGUCGGCGCCGACAUGUCCUCCUCAUCCCGCGCCCUCCGUCACCGCCUCGGGUUACGCCACCGCGGCAGUCCUAUCCGUCGCGACCACCUCAUCGCCGGCUACGGCAGCAAGGAGCCAUCGGCAUAGCCCCCCUUCCUAUUCUCUGCAACGGCUGGGCAUCGACCCGUCGUCGUCGUCGUCGCCCUCGCCGUUUCCCCCGGCUCGCCCUACGCCUCGCGUCGAGUCCGAUCGGCGCCAGAGCACCGCAAGCAUCGACUCGAUGGAUUCACAUUACCGGCAUGGCCACAACCACAGCCACGGCCAUGGCUACAGCCGUUCUCAUGGUCGCGGACACUCCGUGGGAUCAUAUCCCAGCGCCCCCAUGAGACCUCUUGUCUCCGGCGAAGACUCGCCGUUGAAACUUACACCGAUCACGGGCAGGGUGAGUCGGGCCAAGAAGGGACUUGCUGUGCACGUUUGCGAAAUUUGUCGCCCCCCCAAGACUUUCACCCGUGCCGAACAUCUGAGGCGUCAUCAGUUGAGCCAUACGCCUCCAGAACUUGCCUGCGAGGUUCUCGGCUGCGACAAGGUAUUUCAUCGCAGAGAUCUGCUCGAACGACAUCUUCAGAAACAUGAUCAUGGUGGAAAACGCAGCAAGGUCACCACCCCCCGCCAAGGAACGUCGGCCCGCCCUCGUGGGUCGAAGAGCCCCGGCCAGGUCUCGCAGGGAAACUCGCCACCACAGUCCAUGCUGCCGAUGCCUCACUCUCUGAGCAGUCCCCCCCCUCCCGCCGGUUCCAAGCCGGAUCCAUCUCAUCGAGCCAUGGCCAUGGCACCUGGGCGCUGGUCGACGGGACAGUCGACACCCCAGCUGCGAGAGGUGCGUGAUGAGCUCGGCGUGGGGGAGGUGAAGACCGAAUACAUCAUAGAUUCUAUGCCGAGUAUGCAAUCCGCCGCAGCCAGAACAACCUCUGGGUACUCGCAACCUCGCACCGCACCCUCCACCGGACUUGGGCUUAUUAAUUCCAUUCCGGGACUCUGCGUAUCCAACGUUACCCAUCCGUCCAUUGCUUGGCAGGGAAACCCGGUCUUGUCGAGCUAUUCUGCGCCGCCUUCAAGCGUGUCACGGGCCCAGCUAGCACCGGCUCCGACUCCGAGUCCGGGCUGGAACCGAUCCCUCGCCCACCCCAUCGUCGCGAGGAGUGCGCCAAGUCCUGCCGUGGGCAGCGGCAGCUAUCCUAUUCCCUUUGGCUUUGCCGUUUCUACGACGCAAACCUACCCGUCGAUGUACGGAGACGGGUCCGGCAUCCCCCUGUCGGGGUAUGACGAAGUCAUCUACGGUUCCGCCGGUCCAAACGCCGCUGUUCGUAGCCUAUCCCCGCAGCUGGCCCUGGGUCCAUCAUCCGAGACUCUAGUGACCACGCCCUCUGCGCUUCCGUCGGACCGGGUGGUCAACCCGAUGGCUUGCGGUCGUCAGCCGGAGUCGGCGUCUGCACUUUCGGAUCUGCUACCCGCAUCAUUGAGCAGCGAGGUCCGCAGCCGGUUACCAGUUUAUAUUGACAUAUAUUGGGCAAGAGUCCAUCCGCUGUAUCCCAUCAUCCACCGGGCCACCUUUGCGAAGGAGUCUGGCAUGGAUGCGGAACACAUGGAUGUGCUUCGUUGUUCCAUGGGCGCCGUGGCUACACAGUUCCUGCAGCAUAGGGAACACCGCAUUGCCGGAAGUCUGCUGCACUCUUACGCCUCGCAGAAAUCCGUUACGCUCAAGUCAACACACCUUUCUCUAUCAGUCAUGCAGGCAACUCUUUUAUGUGAAUAUUACGCUCGCUUCCGAGGCCGCAGCAAAGAGUCGUAUCGCCCUUCGCCUCGAUUCGAUGCCCUCUGUCAAAUGGUCGCCAAUGGUCAACCCGCCUGGGAUUCUGUUGCCGUCGGCUGCGAUAAUUUCCAGAAGUGGGAGCGCUGGAUUCGGGUAGAGUCGUGCCGAAGACUUCUCGCCGCUUGCUUCAUUCUUAGCGUCGGCGGCAUCUGGUAUUACGAACAGCCGUUUACUUCGGUGCUCGGACUCGAUAAUUUCUCGCCCAUGAUGCUAUCUAUUCCGCUAUCUGCGAGCACACAACAGGCUUGGGAAUCGGAGAGUGCUGCUGCUUGGGCUAGCAUUGACCUCGCAGGGACGAGGCUACGGACCGUGGGUGAGGCCCUGCAGGAGGUGGUCUCUCCGUCGAGCGUCGCAUCCAUGCCGCUGUUUGACGCUUCGCUCCUCCUUGCCGCGCAAGCGCUUCAGCUACCUCGAAGACGAAACCCGACAGAAAUCGAGUUGGUGGAAGAUGCAUCGUGCAUCGACAUCCAUGACAUGACUAUUCCUAGGAUGCUCCCAUGGUCUCCGGGAGCGUAUACAUACAUGGCGCUUCACUACACACCACUGCACUGGCUGCUCUCAGUCUCCGGUGAUAGCUGGGCCUUCAACAAGAAGAUUUCCCAAGUGAGCACGUUCACCGAGUAUAAGAAGAAGCUGGGCAAGUGGCAGAAAUCUGGGAGCGCCGCCAUUGCUACAGUGUUUGCUGCCAAAGCCCUCAAGAUAUCCCUCAACUUGGGGCCGGACCCGCGUCGCGAUGACAACGCAACUCUGGCGUUACCACCCGCCGGUGCGCCGUGGGUGGACAUUUCCGAUUUUUGGGGCAUCUACGUUUGCGCCCUUGUUUGCUGGGCCUUUGGCCACGAGGGCAAACGCAACGUGGCAAAGUCAUCUCGAGGCGCCGCGGUGGGAUGGCUCCUGGCGGUGGCAGAGAUGGAGCCUGGAGAACUCCAGGGUCUUUCGGGGCGCGAAGAGUCACAAGGGGUUGUCGGUGUCGUGCAUGAUGUCUUGAGCAGAGAUUGCCUGGGUGGGCGAAGCAUCCUGUACUCUGACGCUGUUGGCGUUUUACGGAGGCUGGAAGAGGUCGGCAAUUGGAAGUGGUUCUAG